AUGGGCAGCUCUUUCUCGACACCGUCUCCGGUCAAAGCAUUGAUCGGGCAGUUCGAUCGGCUUCAAUUAUGCAGCAAAGAGAAGAAGCGUGUAGACGAUGAUACGUCUGAGUCCAGCAAAGCGCCUGUCGUUAGUCAAACCGACUUCCUCAUCUGUGACCGACACAAUAACUGUAAGUACAGCAACGGCCAUUUUCGUUGGAUGUAUCGACAAUGUCCGAAAUUACGCAGGAACAGCUUAAGCAUUUUUGGUUCAGAUAUGCGGACAGGAGAAGAUUUCCUUGUGCUGCUUGAAUCUGUCCGAUCGAGACUUGAAGCAUCUACCAAACAAGUGUUGGCUGAACUUGAUGAGAUGAAAUCCAUUCCUGAGGAGGCCGCAUCUUCGAUAAGACUGGCUGCUGGGAAAGCGCAGUUACUUGUUCGCAAAAAAUUGUCCAAAUUCGAUGAAUUGGUCAAGAAAAAUCUGAAUCCGGUAGAUGGAGAUCUCCAGCCGGCUACCAUAGACGAUUUGGAAGGAUACUGGGCAUUAGUAGAAAUCGAGCUUAAUGACAUUGACGAGUGUUUCCAGAAGGUGGAUGAGUGGCGUUCGAAUGGUUGGCAGCUAAAAGAAUCUCCAGAAUCUCAGGAUCCACUUCUUGUGAAUAGUAAUAAUAAUAACAACAUAGCGAAAAAGAAAAUCGUGACAACUCGGCCGGCUACGGUACCGAUCGAUCCCGAAGUUCGAGCCAAGCAGGUCGAAAAACAG
Molecule: messenger RNA, 744 nt
Organism: Ostertagia ostertagi
Lineage: Eukaryota; Metazoa; Nematoda; Chromadorea; Rhabditida; Trichostrongylidae
Source: the annotation of a GenBank genome assembly